AUGCUGUGCAUCGUCGACCUCAAGUCUCACCGGGCUUGCAGGCUGGUGAGGGCGAGCAGCGUGCAGGAGGAUGCGCCUGUCACCUCCAUAGAGCAGGAACGCUUUGAUAAGAUUGCAGAGGCAUUAGUUGCGAAGCUGCAGGACCUACCGGACACAGUUGUUGACGACGGCGUGCUCGAGGCUGACGUCUUCUCUGACGAGUCCCUGCUAAUGGAGUUCGGCGCAGACCCCGAAGCCGCAGCCGCCCAGCUCGCGACGCGCCGCGCCGCCUCCGGCGCCGCCGCCUCCCCAAGCGGCGCCGGCCCCAGCCCCAGCGGCGAUGACGCGGCGUCCUUCGUGCCACGCAAGCGGCGCUCCGCGCAGCAGCUUCCCCUUUCGGCCCUCCCUAAGGUGGCCGUCGUGGGCCGCCCGAACGUGGGCAAGAGCGCAAUGUUCAACCGCAUUGCUGGGUCUUCGGUGGCUGUUGUCUACGACUACCCCGGCGUCACCCGGGAUCGCAUCUACACGCGCGCGUUCUGGGGCGACAAAGAGUUCUGCCUCAUAGAUACAGGCGGCCUGAUGAGCGACGCGACGCGCUUGCCCGUGGAGCAGCAGGAGGAGGCGAUGCGGUCUAUCAGCGCGGAGGGCCUGCCCCAGGCCAUCGAGCGCCAGGCGGCCGCGGGCGUGGCUGAGGCGGACAGCAUUGUGCUUAUGGUGGAUGGCCAGGCGGGGCUGCAGCCGGGGGACGGGGAGAUCCUGGACUGGCUCAGGCACAACCACCCCGGCAAGCCGGUGGUGCUGGCGGUCAACAAGUGCGAGAGCACCACCAAGGCCGACAUCCAGGUGGGGCGCGCCCCGGAUGCGGCAGAGGCGGCGGCGGUCGAGGGCGGGGCCCCUAGCAGCACAGGGCUCCUCGCGUGCCCGGCCGCCGAGUUCUGGGAGUUGGGCCUGCAGCCGCACGCGGUCAGCGCGAUCAGCGGCACCGGCACCGGCGAGAUGAUGGACGCGCUCGCCAAGACGCUGCCGCCGCCGCGCGACGCGCCGUCCGAGAGCGUCGACGACGCGCCCCUCGCGGUCGCGAUCGUUGGGCGCCCCAACGUCGGCAAGAGCAGCCUCAUCAACGCCAUCGUGGGGGAGGAGCGCUCCAUCGUGUGCGACAUGAGCGGCACCACGCGCGACGCCGUCGACACGCCCAUCACGCUGCCCGGCGGCGAGCGGCUCACGCUCAUCGAUACGGCGGGCAUCCGCAAGCGCGCGCGCGUGGCGGACAGCAAGGACGGCGCUGAGUCCAUCAGCGUGGACCGCGCGCUGAGGGCGAUGGGGCGCGCGGAGGUGGUGGUCAUGGUGGUGGACGCGUCGGAGGGCGUGACGCAGCAGGACUUCCGCCUGAGCGAGCUGAUCGCGCGCGAGGGCCGGGCCGCCGUCAUCGUCCUGAACAAGUGGGACAAGGUUGACCUGGAGAAGGUCACACAGGAGAAGGCGGUGGAGGACACCCUAGCGCAGCUGCGGGCCAUCGGCUUUGCGACCGUCGUCUGCACGACCGCCAGCCGCGGCCGCCGCGUGGAAGACGUCGUCGCAGCCGUCCUCGCCGCCGGCGCGCAGCACCGCCGCCGCGUGCCGACGGCGACGCUCAACCUGGUCGUGCGCGAGGCGGUCGCGUGGAAGGGGCCGCCGAUGGCGCGCGGCAGCGGGCGGCAGGGGCGCGUUUACUACGCGACGCAGGCGGCGGUGCGGCCGCCGACGUUUGUCAUGUUUGUCAACGACCCGCGGCUGUUCUCGGACGAUUACAGGAGGUGCGGAUGGGGGCCUGAUGAGCCAGGCGGAGGAGGGGGGGACGGGCGGGCGGCGAGGCGCGCCGGAUAA
Monoraphidium neglectum is the source of this 1842-nucleotide messenger RNA. RefSeq names its product GTP-binding protein. The coding region runs from base 1 to 1842 and encodes 613 amino acids. The transcript is spliced from 9 exons. Gene Ontology annotation, cellular component: chloroplast. The record is from RefSeq and is a predicted model, not a curated record. Lineage: Eukaryota; Viridiplantae; Chlorophyta; Chlorophyceae; Sphaeropleales; Selenastraceae. Gene Ontology annotation, molecular function: GTP binding; ATP hydrolysis activity.